AUGGACGUGGACGUGGACGUGGACGUGGACAUGGACGUGGUCAUGGACGUGGACGUGGACGUGGACGUGGACAUGGACGUGGACGUGGACGUGGACGUGGAUGUGGACGUGGACGUGGACAUGGACGUGGACGUGGACGUGGACAUGGACGUGGACGUGGACAUGGAUGUGGACGUGGACGUGGACUUGGACGUGGACAUGGACGUGGACAUGGACGUGGACGUGGACGUGGACGUGGACGUGGACGUGGACAUGGACGUGGAGGUGGACGUGGAGGUGGACGUGGACGUGGACGUGGACAUGGAGGUGGACGUGGACGUGGACGUGGACGUGGACGUGGACGUGGACAUGGACGUGGACGUGGACGUGGACGUGGACGUGGACGUGGACAUGGACGUGGACGUGGACAUGGACGUGGACGUGGACGUGGACGUGGACAUGGACGUGGACGUGGAGGUGGACAUGGACGUGGACGUCGACGUGGACGUGGACGUGGACGUGGACCUGGACGUCGACGUGGACGUGAACGUGGACGUGGAGGUGGACGUGGAGGUGGACGUGGACGUGGACAUGGACAUGGACGUGAAGGUGGACGUGGACGUGGACAUGGACAUGGACGUGGACAUGGACAUGGACAUGGACGUGGACAUGGACGUGGACGUGAACGUGGACGUGGACGUGGACGUGGACAUGGACAUGGACGUGGACGUGGACGUGGACAUGGACGUGGACGUGGACGUGGACGUGGACAUGGACGUGGACAUGGACGUGGACGUGGACGUGGACGUGCACAUGGACGUGGACAUGGAGGUGGACGUGGACGUGGACGUGGACGUGGACGUGGACGUGGACAUGGACGUGGACGUGGACGUGGACGUGGACGUGGACGUGGACAUGGACGUGGACGUGGACAUGGACGUGGACGUGGACGUGGACGUGGACAUGGACGUGGACGUGGAGGUGGACAUGGACGUGGACGUCGACGUGGACGUGGACGUGGACGUGGACCUGGACGUGGACGUCGACGUGAACGUGGACGUGGAGGUGGACGUGGAGGUGGACGUGGACGUGGACAUGGACAUGGACGUGAAGGUGGACGUGGACGUGGACAUGGACAUGGACGUGGACAUGGACAUGGACAUGGACGUGGACAUGGACGUGGACGUGGACGUGGACGUGGACGUGGACGUGGACAUGGACAUGGACGUGGACGUGGACAUGGACGUGGACGUGGACGUGGACAUGGACGUGGACAUGGACGUGGACGUGGACGUGGACGUGCACAUGGACGUGGACAUGGACGUGGACGUGGACGUGGACAUGGACGUGGACGUGGACGUGGACAUGGACGUGGACAUGGACGUGGACAUGGACGUGCACAUGGACGUGCACAUGGACGUGGACAUGGACGUGGACGUGGACAUGGACAUGGACGUGGACGUGGACAUGGACGUGGACGUGCACGUGCACAUGGACGUGGACAUGGACGUGGACAUGGACGUGGACAUGGACGUGGACGUGGACGUGGACGUGGACGUGGACGUGGACGUGGUCAUGGACGUGGACGUGGACGUGGACGUGGACAUGGACGUGGACGUGGACAUGGACGUGGACGUGGACGUGGACGUGGACAUGGACGUGGACAUGGACGUGGACGUGGACAUGGACGUGGACUUGGACAUAGACGUGGACGUGGACAUGGACGUGGACUUGGACGUGGACGUGGACAUGGACGUGGACGUGGACGUGGACGUGGACAUGGACGUGGACAUGGACGUGGAGGUGGACGUGGACGUGGACGUGGACAUGGAGGUGGACGUGGACGUGGACGUGGACGUGGACGUGGACGUGGACGUGGACAUGGACGUGGACGUGGACGUGGACGUGGACGUGGACAUGGACGUGGACGUGGACAUGGACGUGGACGUGGACGUGGACGUGGACAUGGACGUGGACGUGGAGGUGGACGUGGACGUGGACGUCGACGUGGACGUGGACGUGGACGUGGACCUGGACGUGGACGUUGACGUGAAAGUGGACGUGGAGGUGGACGUGGAGGUGGACGUGGACGUGGACAUGGACAUGGACGUGGAGGUGGACGUGGACGUGGACAUGGACAUGGACGUGGACGUGGACGUGGACAUGGACGUGGAUGUGGACGUGGACAUGGACGUGGACAUGGACGUGGACGUGGACGUGGACGUGCACAUGGACGUGGACAUGGACGUGGACGUGGACGUGGACAUGUACGUGGACGUGGACGUGGACAUGGACGUGGACAUGGACGUGGACAUGGACGUGCACAUGGACGUGCACAUGGACGUGGAUAUGGACGUGGACGUGGACGUGGACGUGGACAUGGACAUGGACGUGGACGUGGACAUGGACGUGGACGUGCACGUGCACAUGGACGUGGACAUGGACGUGGACAUGGAUGUGGACAUGGACGUGGACGUGGACGUGGACGUGGACGUGGACGUGGACAUGGACGUGGACGUGGACGUGGACGUGGACAUGGACGUGGACGUGGACGUGGACAUGGACGUGGACGUGGACGUGGACGUGGACAUGGACGUGGACAUGGACGUGGACGUGGACAUGGACGUUGACUUGGACAUAGACGUGGACGUGGACAUGGACGUGGACUUGGACGUGGACGUGGACAUGGACGUGGACGUGGACGUGGACGUGGACGUGGACAUGGACGUGGACAUGGACGUGGAGGUGGAUGUGGACGUGGACGUGGACAUGGAGGUGGACGUGGACGUGGACGUGGACAUGGACGUGUACAUGGACGUGGACGUGGACGUGGACGUGGACGUGGACGUGGACAUGGACGUGGACAUGGACGUGGACGUGGACGUGGACGUGGACAUGGACGUGGACGUGGAGGUGGACAUGGACGUGGACGUGGACGUGGACGUGGACGUGGACGUGGACCUGGACGUGGACGUUGACGUGAACGUGGACGUGGAGGUGGACGUGGAGGUGGACGUGGACCUGGACGUGGACGUGGACGUGGACGUGACGUGGACGUGGACGUGGACGUGGACGUAG
This is a messenger RNA of Closterium sp. NIES-65, 3057 nucleotides long. The record is from the annotation of a GenBank genome assembly. Lineage: Eukaryota; Viridiplantae; Streptophyta; Zygnematophyceae; Desmidiales; Closteriaceae.